Molecule: messenger RNA, 2224 nt
Organism: Lindgomyces ingoldianus
Lineage: Eukaryota; Fungi; Ascomycota; Dothideomycetes; Pleosporales; Lindgomycetaceae
Product: RCC1/BLIP-II
Exons: 3
Coding region: 30-1787 (585 amino acids)
Cellular component (GO): cytoplasm
Molecular function (GO): guanyl-nucleotide exchange factor activity
Source: RefSeq, a predicted model, not a curated record
CCCAACCACCUCAUCCAUUGCAUCGCAAAAUGGCUCCGCGUCGUUCUGCUCGUGCUGCACCGGCCAAACCAGAGCCGGUUGAACCUGUUGAAACUCGACCUGCGCGUGCUCUUAAGAAAGCUUCAGGCGCGUUAGCCAGCCGCCCGAAGAAGUCUGAUGCGCCCGCCGUGAAGCCAGCUGCACCAGCUGCACCAGCUGCACCUACCACGGCUGCUGCUAAGAAGCCUGUUGCGCGGAAAGCUGCCGUCCACGCGCCGGAGCCCCAGCCGAAGCGCAAGAAGGACGAAGAGACGGCCUUGGAACGUAAGCCCAAGAAGGCCAGGAUCGCCAAAGUCCACGAGGAGGAAAAGGAGAAGCCUAAGGGCCCUGUUCGACGGGGAGGUCGCAAAGUCAUCAUCAAUGAGCGCGAGUACACCAAGCCGUUGAAUGUCUAUGUUUUUGGCGAGGGAGGGUCUGGCGAGCUGGGUCUCGGCGCGUCGAAGAAAGCAGUCGAUGUCAAACGACCGCGCUUCAAUGAAGCACUGAGCAAGAUGGAUGUUGUCAGGCUUGCAGCUGGUGGAAUGCACGUUGUCGCGCUAACGCUCGACAACCAUAUCUUGACCUGGGGUGUGAACGAUAACGGCGCCCUUGGCCGCGACACCACAAAUGAGGACGUCAAGAUGAAGGAAAUUGACGAGAAUGGCUCGGACUCGGGAUCAGACUCAGAUUCGGACUCAGACUCUGGUCUGAAUGAGAAAGAAGCUACUCCAACCGCGAUUUCUAUGGAACAUUUCCCCGAGGACACCGUCUUUGUUGACGUUGCCGCGGGCGACAGCUGCUCCUUUGCUCUGACUGACGAGGGCGCUGUCUAUGGCUGGGGUACGUUCCGCAAGAACGAGGGAGUCUUAGGCUUCACUAAGGAUGUGGAUACCGCCCGAACCCCAAUCUACCUCGAAGGUCUCAAGAAGAUCCGGAAGCUCGUCUGUGGGACUAACCAUGUUAUCGCCCUGGACUCUGAUCACAACGUUUGGGCCUGGGGGAACGGCCAACAAAAUCAACUGGGCCGCCGCCUGACCGAGCGAACUAUGCACGAGUCUCUUGUCCCAACUCAUGUAGGAUUCGGUGAUAAGUCUGACAGGUCCUUCAAGGGUGCGAGCAAGAAGAUGGAGACAGUUGCCUGCGGUGACUACCACGGUAUGGCCAUCGCUACCGACAACCACAUCUGGGCGUGGGGCGCCAACAACUAUGGCGAGACGGGAUUUCCCGACAAUGCUGGCAGCGACAAUGCAACUGUUUCUCCCCCUCGGAUUAUCGCAGUUCUCGAGGGCCUUAACAUUCAGUCAAUUGCAUGCGGCUCACACCACAAUGUUGCCCUCUCUACCAAUGGGAAUUGCUACGUAUGGGGAAGGUGUGACGGCUCACAAACUGGUAUUCCAUUGAGCCAGCUUACCGCAAUUGAUGAUGAGUGCAUUGUCAAAAAGCAAAACAACAAACCCAAGAUCUUGAUUCAACCGACGCGUCUACCAAGUCUCAGCGAUGUUGUCAUGGUUGCAUGCGGUUCAGAGCACUCGAUUGCCAUCACGAAGUCUGGCAAGGCUUAUUCCUGGGGCUUCUCUGCCAACUUUCAGACUGGUCAAGGAACACUGGCUGACAUCGAGACUCCCACUUUGAUCGACAACACGGCUUCUAAGUCGGCCAAGUACAUUUGGGCGGGCGCGGGUGGGCAAUACUCCAUUAUGGCCAGCAUUCGCGAGCCUACUAUGAACGGCACAAGCUCCAAAGUUCCGAACGGAGUUCUCUCUGCUUAGGCAGCUUUAAUCUCCCAAUGUACAAUUUGAUACCCGGUGUUAUGGGCAUGAUGGCGUUCAAUUAGGGGUUGAGUCUCUUUCGGCAUAUCUGGUCAACCUUUUGCAUAGCGCAGGUCCAUUUUUUAUUCCUUUCUCCCUGAUACUACUUAGAUCCUUCACCCUCUUCGAGCCGUAUGGAAAUGGGUGGAGUUUGCAAUGGACAGGAUUUCCCUUUCCUCUCUCGGACAUACUCCGGUGGCCUUGUCUUCUCGGAGUCGUCUGGGUUAUGACGAGAGGUUUCCGGUGAACAUGUCUUUGCAAAUUCGGACAUAUCUCUGAAUUGCUUAAGAAUAACUUCGCUUUCUCUUCAACCUGCCCGUUAGUACCAACGUACGUUAAGCACCUUGAGCGUGGCGUAAAUUCUGGGUUCUUUCGCUGUGGACACGGACCAGUGUCGU